Molecule: messenger RNA, 1149 nt
Organism: Triticum dicoccoides
Lineage: Eukaryota; Viridiplantae; Streptophyta; Magnoliopsida; Poales; Poaceae
Product: myb-related protein 308-like
Exons: 2
Coding region: 80-823 (247 amino acids)
Source: RefSeq, a predicted model, not a curated record
CUCCCCGCCUCAGAAGCAGGAGAGAGAGCUCGCUGCCGCCCUGCCCUGCCCUGCUCUAGAGUCUAGAAGGUCGACCGGCAUGGGGAGGUCGCCGUGCUGCGAGAAGGAGCACACCAACAAGGGGGCGUGGACCAAGGAGGAGGACCAGCGGCUGAUCGCCUACAUCAGGGCCAACGGCGAGGGCUGCUGGCGCUCGCUGCCCAAGGCGGCGGGCCUGCUGCGGUGCGGCAAGAGCUGCCGCCUCCGCUGGAUGAACUACCUCCGCCCCGACCUCAAGCGCGGCAACUUCACCGACGAGGAAGACGAGCUCAUCAUCCGCCUCCACAGCCUCCUCGGCAACAAGUGGUCGCUGAUCGCCGGCCAGCUGCCGGGCCGGACGGACAACGAGAUCAAGAACUACUGGAACACGCACAUCAAGCGCAAGCUCCUCUCCCGCGGCAUGGACCCCCACACGCACCGCCCGCUCACCGCCAUCGACGGCGGCGCCGCGUCGUCCCGCCCGGCACACAUCGCAGUGCCGGCGAGGGCAGCGCCGCCCACGAUGUUCGCCCUGCCAACAAAGCAGCCUCCCGUGGAUUCCUCCUCCUCCGACGGCAGCAGCGGCGCGACGAGCACGGGGGAGCCGCGAUGCCCCGACCUGAACCUGGACCUGUCGGUAGGCCCGCCGGCGGCCGACACGCCGACCUCGCACCCCGUCUGCCUCUGCCGCCACCUCGGCCUCCGAGGCGGGGCGGCGUGCAGCUGCCGCCAGGGCGACAGCCCGGGCUCCCAGGGGGGCGGGUUCAGAUAUUUCAGGCCGCUGGAGGAAGGCCAGUACAUAUGAGACGAGACGGGACGGCUAGGCCCUAGGCUCCACAGCAAUUUGUAAGACGGCGAAUUUUUCCACCUCCGCAGCACCACUGUCCAACGAAACGGUGAAGAAAAAUCUAAUCUGUUCAUAUUUUCCUUGUACGCCAAACCCACGAAUUUGUCCUCUCUCUCUCACACACACAGACGCAAAAUGGAGUACUAUCUUUUAUUCUUGGUUGGUGCCGGUUGUGUUGGGUGAAAAAACGAGGGGAUAAUGUGACAAAGGUUGGUGCGUGUUUUUUGUGGAAAAAAGGGAGGAGCUGAUGUGAGGUAGCGGGCACAUUAUUGUUUCGGGCAUCA